UCAAAGUUCUGACUCCGAAGAAGAUCUUAUUUAUGAGAGCGGCAAGACCAGAGAAAAUCUUUCCGGUCGUGAAAAUGUAAGCAAAGAUUCUCUCGAAGCUCGAAAUGACUUGGUUGUUAAUAAUCGACAUAAUUCUUUAGACUCAAAUCAAUUGUCUCUUGCACCAGCCUAUGCAGAAAUGGAAGACCAAGGUCUCAUUCCCGAGAAUCGCGAGUACGUUGUUUUGCAACAACCUGAAAAUUUGGAAUCAGCAGAAAACUUCGCUAAGCUAAAAGAGUCAGUAUUACAAGGGUCGAGUAAACGCGUAGAAUUUAACCCUAAGGAGAGGAAGACCUUCAUCAAGUAUUGCAUUGUGGGAUGGGGACUUCCCGUGGUUGUAGUUAGUUUAUGCACUGUGCUUGACUUCACAGGAUCAUUUCAUGUCGGAUAUGGUAAAUCGAAAUACUGCUGGAUAUCAGACAACACAGCAGUGAUUGUUGUUAUGGUUACCCCAGUGAGCCUUGCUCUGGUUUUAAAUAUAACUUGUCUGACGAAAAAUCUCUAUGACAUCCAUCAGUUACAAAAGGGUGCCAGUCUAGCAGCAAACAACUCCAAGGCUUCUCUGAUCCUCAUCUGUAUCAAGCUGACCACAGUCAUGGGUCUGACCUGGGUACUGGGACUUGCUGCUAACUGGAAACAAACUGAAUUUCUUCACUACCCAUCCACCCUGAUGAACAGCAUGCAAGGUGCUUUUUCAAGUUUGAUUUUUGAAGUAUCGAGGCACACGUGUGUGCGUACUAGCAUUUGUGUCUGUCCACAAUCCCUAUUCAAAUUUUCCCAAAAAUGAA
Stylophora pistillata is the source of this 827-nucleotide messenger RNA. RefSeq lists its product as uncharacterized. Gene Ontology annotation, biological process: G protein-coupled receptor signaling pathway; cell surface receptor signaling pathway. Lineage: Eukaryota; Metazoa; Cnidaria; Anthozoa; Scleractinia; Pocilloporidae. The record is from RefSeq and is a predicted model, not a curated record. Gene Ontology annotation, molecular function: G protein-coupled receptor activity. Gene Ontology annotation, cellular component: membrane.